AUGAGAGGACACAAUGUAAAUAUCUACUUUUCCGAGAAAACUUAUAAUAAAAUUAAGCCUUUAAUCGCUCAAAGAAAAGUCAGUGAGUUUGUUAAUCAAGCCGUAGAAAAAGAACUAGCCAAAGAGCAAAAGAAAGAAAAAGCCGAGUUAAGAAAAAAGUUAAUCGCUGCUUACCAAAGACAAGCCAAAAAUAAGAAAUUACAGGCUGAAUUAUCUUUGAGAAAUCUGAUUAGUGAAAUUCCCACCUACCAAGGAAGACCGCAAACCAAUCCGACCUUGCUUAGUAAUUAG
Paraglomus occultum is the source of this 291-nucleotide messenger RNA. Lineage: Eukaryota; Fungi; Glomeromycota; Glomeromycetes; Paraglomerales; Paraglomeraceae. The record is from the annotation of a GenBank genome assembly.